AUGCGUGGGUCCCGGGGCAGGGGGAAUCGGGGCGGGUCCCGUUCCAAGGACCCCGGGGGAGGUUCGGGGGCCGCCCCCUGUCCCCGCAGGUGUCCGGGCCCCGCCCUGCCCGCAGGUGCCACCGCCCCGGGGGCGGGCACGGCGAGUCCGAGCCGCCCGCUCCGCCCCGGCCCCGGCCCCGGCCCCGGCGCCUCCUCCGCCGGCUCCGCCCGCACGGCCAGCGGUGUGGACGCCAACCUCGGGCUCCUCAGCAGUGGGGCUUCACCGUGCCCUUGCUGCUGUUCUGGGCAGAAUUCCUGGGGAAAGUUGGGAAAUCUGUGGAAUGGGAAUGUUCCCUGGUGUGGUCCCACCCAGGCCAUCCCCACAGCAGUGGUUCACCUGGAGGAAACUCAUCUCAGGGGUGGGCUGAGCCCCAUUCCCUCACUUUUUGUCUUUUAUUUGUCUUUUAUGGCACUGGACUACCCCAGGAAGGAGGAAAUUUCAAUUUCUGCAGCGCUCAGUGAGAGCCAUAUUAUUCUUCUGCUUAAUCCUCCAGAUCCUGGGCUGCAGCCAGAGGAAAUCUGGACCAUCCUAUGGAAAAGAGAGUUGGAAGUACCCAGGGAGCAGAGGCCUGAGGGCUGCGGGUUUCCCUGUGCAGUGAUGCUCGAGACCGGAGCCUUGCGGCGUGCGCUGGCCGCGGCCGUCCUCCCCUUCCUCAUCCUCUCAGGACACUGGGCUGCAGCUGAGAACAUCAACUUCCACAACAUCAGGCCUCCACUAGACCCCACUCCAUUCCCAAACAGUUUCAAGUGCUUCACCUGUGACAACGCAGUGGACAACUACAACUGCAACCGAUGGGCUGAGGACAGGUGGUGUCCUGAAAGCACGCGGUACUGCCUGACCGCGCACCUGUUCACGGCGCACGGGGAGAGCACCUCGGUCACCAAGCGAUGCGCCACGGGCGAGGAGUGUCACCUGGUGGGCUGCCACCGCCGCGGGGACAGCGGCCACACGGAGUGUGUUUCGUGCUGCGAGGGCAUGAUCUGCAACGUGGAGAUCCCCACCAACGCCACCAACGCGGUGUUCGCCGUGCUGCAGGCGCGCAGGGCGGCCGCGGGCAGCCGCGCCCUGCCCAGCCUGGGGACACUGCUGGCACUGGUGGCACCGCUGGUGACAAUGGCACUGUCCUGA
Molecule: messenger RNA, 1170 nt
Organism: Melospiza georgiana
Lineage: Eukaryota; Metazoa; Chordata; Aves; Passeriformes; Passerellidae
Molecular function (GO): acetylcholine receptor regulator activity
Source: RefSeq, a predicted model, not a curated record